UGCUGAGUGGUUGUUUAGAGAAACUCGCUAGCUCCGUCAAAUAUGCCGAAUUAUCUGUUCAUACAUAGACGUUUUCUCAUUAUGUUCUCGCGUGACAUGUGGUUGUAAGACUGGUGCCUGUAAGCGCUGACCUGUUGGGGAUUAUUAGACAGUACGGAGGUCAAUUUUUAUAUUUUAUUCAUUUGUUUUUAUCGGUUUCGUUAGCUAGCAUGCUAAUUCAUGACUAGCCAGUUGGCGACUUAGCGGUGAAUUCUCUCAACCCAGCAGUCAGGAAACACCUGGUCUCCUCUCUGAGUUGUGUUUAAACAGCUUGACAACAUGGCUGGAGGCAUUACAGAUACAGGAGAGCCCUACUCACCUUUUGUUGGCUUGGUGUACAUGUUCAACAUAAUUGUAGGUACUGGUGCUCUGACCAUGCCAAGAGCCUUCGCUACUGCUGGUUGGGUUGUAAGCCUGACACUCCUCACCUUUUUGGCUUUCAUGAGUUACAUGACCACUACAUUUGUAAUCGAGGCCAUGGCUGCAGCCAAUGCCCAGCUACGCUGGAAGAGGAGAGAGCAGGAAGAGGUCAGUAGCAAAGACUCCAGUUCUGACUACUCGGAUGACGAGGUCACCUGCAGGGGACGGUCAGAUCCAAUCGAAACUCGACCAAUUCUCUCUGUCCAGCGUGCAGGGUCAGUGGAUCACUUUGAUAUUAUAGAGAGAGUGGAGAUGGGACAAAUGGCCUCUAUGUUUUUUAAUAAAGUUGGCGUCAAUAUGUUCUACAUCUGCAUCAUUGUAUACCUGUAUGGAGACUUGGCCAUCUAUGCUGCUGCUGUGCCUGUGUCCUUGAUGGAAGUGGCCUGUGGCAAUCAUUCCUGCAGCGCUGGGAGUAUAAAAUACAACGACACAGAGGCAUGCUGGGGGCCAGUGAGCCGGAAAGAUGCCUACAGAGUCUUUCUCGCAGUUUUUACACUACUAUUAGGGCCUUUCACGUUCUUCAAUGCACAGAAGACCAAAUACCUUCAGAUCCUCACCUCACUAAUGAGAUGGAUUGCUUUCACCAUGAUGAUAAUCCUGGCGCUGAUUCGCAUCUCAAAGGGCCAUGGUGAGGGGAAACCUCAGGUGGCACAGCUCAGCGGCGUUCCCAACCUCUUUGGCGUUUGUGUGUACUCUUUUAUGUGCCAGCACUCACUGCCUUCUCUGAUAACACCUAUCUCAGACAAACGGCGAGUGACUGUGCUGCUAACUGUGGACUACGUGCUCAUCCUAGCCUUCUACAGCCUGCUUUCCUUUACAGCCAUCUUCUGCUUCGACAGCUCACUACUGCGAGACAUGUACACACUAAACUUCACCGACAACUGUGACGUGCUGGGUGUGGCCGCCCUACGGUACUUUUUAGGAUUAUUCCCUGUCUUCACCAUUAGCACUAACUUUCCUAUAAUUGCAGUUACGCUGCGCAACAACUGGAAGACUCUUUUUCAUCGAGAUGGAGGCACCUACCCAUGGGUGGUGGACCGUAUUGUGUUCCCCUUGAUUACUUUGGUGCCACCUAUUGUGGUAGCAUUUUGUACUCAUGAUCUAGAGUCACUUGUGGGCAUCACUGGAGCCUAUGCAGGCACAGGCAUUCAGUACAUUAUACCCGCUGCUCUGGUGUUCUUUAGUCGCCGCCACCUAGAGCCUGUGUUUGGAAGGGAAGUGCAGAAUAAGCACAGGUCUCCAUUCCGCCACACAUUCUGGGUCGUAUUUGUGGUGAUUUGGGCGACUUCCUGCUUGAUGUUUGUCACAGCUAAUAUCAUACUUACAUCAGAAAAUAAGAUUUAGGCAUUUUACAUUUAUUAUUAUUUUAAACCUUGAUUGAAGGUGUAUAGGUUUGAUACGCAUUGAAUAAUCAAACAUUAAGAACGUUUAAAUGCAACUUGGUUGAAUAUAGAAAGAAAGCUAAAUUGUUUAAAAAAAUUUUAGGAGAAUUUUAUUUUGGCCUGAAGGUCCAAGGUUAAACGUUAUAAUUUGCUUAAGACAUUCAUUAAGUAAGAGUGGCAAAUUUCAGAUUUUAUAAACUGAUGUCAACACUGCUUAAUUAUUAAUUUUAAUCUUUACUAAUUUAAUAUUUCAUUCCUUGUGAGAUUGUUUUUUUUAAUGAUCAAAAUUCCAAAAUGUUUUAAUGGUUAUGUUUUUAAAAUAUGAAUGCUUAUGUUGAGUGUUGGUAUUUUUUAUUUCUUUUUUUUCCUAAAACCAAAAACGAGGCAGCCACAUGCACCUUAGCAUAGCCCGAGCGCUGUGGCAGGAGCAAAGCAAAUCAGGGAUAAUUAGUCUUUCAUGGCUGGCAUUUUCAACAUUUCCUAACUUGUAUGUCCUCAUGUGUCAUCACCAGUGAAUUGAUGAUUGUGUUCUGUAGCAUGGCUCAAAAAUGCAGCUUGGUAAGAGGAAAAUGAUGCUUUCUGUGCUCUCAGUGUUUAUUUAUCCUAAACGCAACCUGUGGUUCCUGCAUGUUUGGGUUUGGAAUUAUCUAAAGGUACACGAGUAGAGGACAGAUAUCUGUUUAAAAGUACUGCACCGCAUGUCUAGAGGUUGCUUUAGAGUUUUCUUACUUUAUCCUCGUAUCACUUGCUUAAAUGUUCUUCAGAUCAAAAUAGUAAUAGAGGGGCUCGAAAAAAAUUUAUAAACCUUUCAGCAGCUGUUUUAAAACUAAAAAAAAUUUUCUCUAAAGAUGUCAGUAGCAUCUUUGAUGCUAUUAUGUGACCAUCAAAAGAGAUGCAGAUUUCAUGUUGAAUUGUGUAUACAUUUUUGGGCCUCUUUGUAUAUAUGCCAUCAUUAAAUCCUGCCUUGCACAUUUUUAUCUUAUGAUUAUCAAGUUUCUUAUUUAUCCAUAUUCCCUAAUUGACAUGUCUCGAGCAAUGUUUGAUUUUUCCAUUUUCCUCAAACCCCCCUCAGAACCGCACGAGAGAGGAAAGAGGCUUCAGUCAGGCUUCUCUGAGAGGAGUUUGAUCAAGGGUGCAAAGCAGAAUUUGUUUAAACUAAGUGCUUCUUCUUUCUAUUUUAAAAUAAUUCCAAGCCUUAACGUCCUGACAACCAGUGGCGGUUUUACCUCAGGAUUAGAAUCAGUUACUGAGCUUGUGUGUAGUUAUGUGUCGUCACCAUCUUGUGUCUGUAAUGUCUCAGUCUUUAUACAAUAUCGUUCUUGCAUUUUCUUUAAAAGCACUCAAUAGACUGACAUCGGGGACAUGUUUGGUACAGUAAAAUAACCACUGCUCUCUGUGAGAGUGCUCUCCUACUCAAAAAGGCGAAUCAGCCUUAAAAGCAUGAGUCCUGCCAUCUGCCCGGGUUUUACACUUGCAGGUGUUUUAAGAUCACUAUCCUGAUCAAGGACUUUCGGGUCCACCUUUGGAGUGCAAUAAAAAGGGAUUGCAGCUUAUAACUCAAAUGUUCACAUCUAAGUAAAUAUUUAAUUAACAUUAACAGUUGUGAUGAUUAAUGCAAAGCAUAAAGGAGUGAACUGAAUACUAAUGUGCCUUUCUAUCCAGAGUUUUUAUUCCCUCUUUAUAGGGAUGAUGUAUGCGGUUGUGUCCUGUAAAUCCUGUCAGAUAACUUGCAUGUAAACUACUCAUUGUAAUUGACAAUCAGUGUGUCUUCUAAAUAAACUUUCAAAGGCAGGCUUUCACAAUAUGGCAGCUUGUACUGUUUAUCCUUCCUUU
Molecule: messenger RNA, 3674 nt
Organism: Clarias gariepinus (North African catfish)
Lineage: Eukaryota; Metazoa; Chordata; Actinopteri; Siluriformes; Clariidae
Gene: slc38a12
Product: transmembrane protein 104
Exons: 10
Coding region: 319-1803 (494 amino acids)
Source: RefSeq, a predicted model, not a curated record